UCGCCGCCGCCGUGUGCCGGCGCGGGGCUGGCUUCUCCUUUUACGCGUCUCCAUCCCCCGGUGGAGGUUAUGAUGGUGCAUUGUGCGGGCUGCGAGAGGCCGAUUUUGGACCGGUUCCUACUGAACGUCUUGGACAGGGCAUGGCACAUCAAAUGCGUCCAGUGCUGCGAGUGCAAGUGCAACCUGACCGAGAAAUGCUUCUCCAGGGAAGGGAAACUCUACUGCAAAAAUGACUUUUUCAGGAGGUUUGGUACCAAAUGCGCCGGCUGCUCCCAAGGGAUCUCUCCCAGCGACCUCGUCCGGAAAGCCCGGAAUAAAGUCUUUCACCUGAACUGUUUCACCUGCAUGGUCUGCAACAAGCAGCUCUCCACGGGCGAGGAACUCUAUAUCAUCGACGAAAACAAAUUUGUUUGCAAAGAGGAUUAUUUGAACUCUCCCAGUUUGAAGGAAGGCAGCCUCAACUCAGCGCCCGGGGCCGGAUCCUGCCACGCCAGUCAGUGGGGCCGCUGCUGUGAGCGAGUGUCCUCAUGUACAGACAGGAGUUUGUCCCCGGAUCUCCAGGACCCCAUGCAGGACGACACCAAGGAAACGGACAACUCGACCUCCUCGGACAAGGAAACCACCAACAACGAGAACGAGGAGCAGAACUCGGGCACCAAGCGGAGGGGGCCUCGCACCACCAUUAAAGCCAAGCAGCUGGAGACCCUCAAAGCUGCCUUCGCCGCCACCCCUAAACCCACCCGCCACAUCCGGGAGCAGCUGGCCCAGGAGACCGGCCUCAACAUGAGAGUCAUCCAGGUGUGGUUCCAGAACCGUCGGUCGAAGGAGCGGCGGAUGAAGCAGCUGAGCGCGCUGGGCGCCCGCCGGCACGCGUUCUUCCGCAGCCCCCGCAGGAUGCGGCCCCUGGGCGGCCGCCUCGACGAGUCCGAGAUGCUCGGCUCCACGCCCUACACGUACUACGGAGAUUACCAAGGUGACUACUACGGGCCGGGAGGCAACUAUGACUUUUUCCCCCACGGGCCGCCCUCCCAAGCCCAGUCCCCGGCCGACUCCAGCUACCUUCAGAACUCAGGACCCGGCUCCACACCCCUGGGACCCUUGGAGCCCCCCCUAAGCGGACACCACUCCUCAGAAAACCAAAGGUACACGGAUAUGAUCUCGCACCCCGACACCCCCAGCCCCGAGCCGGGGAUGACGGGCUCGCUGCACCCCAUCCCGGGGGAGGUCUUCAGCGGGGGGCCCAGCCCGCCCUUCUCCAUGUCCAGCAAUAGCGCCUACAGCGGGGCCCUGUCGCACCCCAACCCGGAGCUCAGCGAGGCGGCGGUGUGGUAGGCCCGGCCUGGGCACGCGUGUGCGUGUGUGCAGGGGGAAACCCCCCCCUGGUCCCCCCAGCCCACGCGUGUCCCCCUCCUGGCCCCACAGCAGGGGCCGGUGAAGCCCCUCCGCAGAUGCCAAAACGCAUCCCGGCAUCCGCCCGUCCUUCCCAUCCCCGCACCUCCCGGGACCUUGGAACCACCCCGCUACCUCCCCCCUCCCGGCACCUUCCCCCCGACACUUUUGGGGGGGCCGUGAAAGGUGCCCAGCCCUGCAGACCCAGCCGGCGUCGGGACCAGCGCCUCUCGGACCAAAGCUGAACCCGCCUGGACACGGGUUCCGCCGCCCCGGCGGCACCGGGGGAGGGGGCUGCAGCAGGGCUCCCCCCUGCUAAUUAGAGUCCUUUUUAAUUAUCCCGUACCACAGGAAGGGGGGGGGAAUGGGGAAUAGCAGGAAUAACCCCCCGUGGCCCCUCCCCGGCCUCAUUUUUAUUGUUCCCGUUUCGCCCCCGAGGAGAAGGGGGGUUCGGAGCCGGUUUUUGGCGGUGGGGAGGAGGGGGCUGAGCGGGGCCGGGCCCGGGGCUGCCCCAGUGACUGGCUGAGAUUGGGCUCCCACGUGGUGGAACAGACACCAGAAAGAGGCAGAAACAGGAAAAAAACACAACAACAACAAAACAAAACCCCAAACCGACAUUAAACCCCAGAACUGAACCAAUCCGACCACAGCAGCAGACAUUUCACCCGAGCCUUGACGCCGAGUCCCACCCCAACGAUUCCCAGAGGCUCCGCCAAUUUAGGGAUGUAUUAUAGUUUUUGCUUCUAGUUUCUUUAUUUUGUAUAAAGGAGAAACAAAUAAAGUAUGUUUUUGUGUUUACUGAUUAUUUAUUGUACUUUAGUCAUCGGAGGCUCUGAAUUUUUCUAUUUUGAAGGCAGGGAGGGGAUGUCACCGGGGAGGGGGGUGAGAGCAUAGAGAGAGGGGGGGAAUAAAAGGAAGGAGAAUGGAAAAGGAAAGAAAAAAAGUUGUUUUCUGAAAGCGUCGUGGGUUUCCUGUCCCCGCUGCCUCUUGCGGAGGCUGUUAGUGUGAAUGGCUCUUGUUGUUCAAUGUGAAUAAAAAACCUUUUAGUUACCUACUGUUCGGUCAGCUGGUCCCUUUCAUUUUUUUUUUUUUUAAUUUUAAUUUGUUUUAACACAAGCCCGUGAGAAAUGCUGGCCGGGCUCCCCCACUGUCCCCCAGCCCUGCAUGGGCUCAGGGAGGGCAGCUCCUGGGUGAGCGAUGUGCACCUGCACAAGGUGAUGCUGCUGCCUCCCCCACCCCGUACCCCAGCGCCCCCCGGUUGCCCCCAGUCCCACAGCUCCCUGGCACUGGGAAGGGGCACAUUACCCAGCUCGGCCAUUUCCCCGCAGCAGACAGCACAAUGCACAAUUCCGUUCUCCUGGGGGUCACCCAAGACCCUCCCAGAGCAGCCCAGGGGCACCCGCAGCCCUGCUGGCAGAGCAGCCCCAAGGGGCAGCCUCGGGGGGACACCCCAAGCGAGGGUUCAGCAGUGCCACCAGCAGCUUUUGCCCCAUUUUCCCGGGGCAUACUGGUGCCAGGAGUGGGGGGGUCUGAUCCCCAACACCCCAGCUCACUCCCCUUCUCUCCAGCUUUCCAUCCCUUGAGAUAUAAAAAUAAAAAGUCCCAGGCAGGGCUGCAGCUCUGAACUAAUAUUUAAAAUGCAAAAUCAUGGCAGAGUUUUUCGCCCCCCCCGUUCCUUGUCUUGCAGUAAAACGAUAUAAACAGAAUAAAUUACCUUCCCUUGCUGGCUUACGAAAGUCCCUCUCUCCUGACCUGAAUUUUAAGUCCUGGCUCGGUUGUAGCACGGAGCACCGAUGAUUUAUGGAAAGCCAGCCACAUCUUUGCAUAUUUUCUCUGUUCAGCCAAGUGGUGGAAUUUAUCCUUCCUAUACCAUUACUGGCAUUAAUAACGGGGUGGCCAACGAGCCACACUGAGCCCCGAGCGAGCCGUCAGCCAGGACCUGGGGCCAGCACAGACACUGGGGGUCCUUCCCACCUCCUCCCCAAGAAAAACACCUCCUACCCUUUUCCCAAACGGGGAAACUGAGGCAGGAGCACAGCUGGCUGCUCCCCUGGGCUCCAGCACCUCCAGGUUGUCAGUGUUAGCAGAUAAUGGGGAAUUUUCAUAAGGACAGGGUGAUGUGUGUCUAUGUGUUGGUAAAUGACCCACUCACAACAUCAUUUUGAGGAGUAUGAAAUGGCCAAUCACUGGGUGAACACUGGAUACUAUUAUUACUAUUAUUACUAUUAUUAUUAUUUUACUAUUAAUCAUUCAAAAUUCAAGGCACAGAGCUGAGGGCUGGUUUUAGGCUGCUGGGACACCCCACCUGUGAGACCUGGACAGAAGAGGCUGCAGGAGGGGCUGGGGAUCAUGGCAGCUCCAAGCUGCCAGGCUCAGGCAGGAGGAUGUGACUCAGCAGGAGCAGCCAUCGAAGCAGGGAAGGUCCCAAGGAAAAAUCCCCUGGCACAGAGGAGCUCUGCAGCUCCGAGCUGGGUGCAGGAGCCAAACCCAGGGUCCCCAUCACCCCAGAGGUCCCAGAAAGGCAGCAGCACUCAGCAUUCCUGCCUGUCUCCAGCUGCAGAAUGAGCACAGGGCAGCAGCUGGGGCCAUGCCACCCCUUAGGGGUGUCCCAGCCACCCUGCACCUCACAUCCCUGCCAGGGACAUCCAAAGCCCCCAGCUGGCACCCAAAGGCCAAGUGCCCCCUCCUGAAGGCAAGGAGGGGAAAAGCUCCCUGCUGGGUCACCCCAAACGCCACAGUCUGCCCAUGCCACCCCCAACAAAGACCCUUCUGUGCUGAGGAAUCACCACGGUGAGCUCCUGACUGCCCUGACCGCCCUCCCCACCCCCUCAGCAGAAUCACUGGAAUAAAUUCCUUUUUAAAAGCUAUUCCGUUUUGUUUUUCUUUUCUUUUCCUGACCUUCGUGCCUUUUUUUUUUUUUUUUUUUUUUUUUUUUUUUAAGGGGAAGG
Messenger RNA from Motacilla alba alba, 4337 nucleotides. RefSeq names its product LIM homeobox 5 (gene LHX5). Gene Ontology annotation, cellular component: nucleus. The record is from RefSeq and is a predicted model, not a curated record. Gene Ontology annotation, molecular function: RNA polymerase II transcription regulatory region sequence-specific DNA binding; DNA-binding transcription factor activity, RNA polymerase II-specific. Lineage: Eukaryota; Metazoa; Chordata; Aves; Passeriformes; Motacillidae. Gene Ontology annotation, biological process: regulation of transcription by RNA polymerase II; neuron differentiation. The transcript is spliced from 6 exons. Bases 70 to 1332 code for a protein of 420 amino acids.